GAUGAAAUGUUAAUAGAACUUAUCUUUUCUAUUGUUGAUUACUUAGCUUCUAUCUGAUAACUUUUAUCUCUUUGGUAUGUACUUCGCGGGUUUUGGUUAUAUUUAUUUGUGAAUCAAAACAAAAACAGUAGAGAGAUUUACGCUGUCUCGUACCGAAAGUCUGUUAGAUUGGAAAAUAUUAAUGAUGUUCUACUAUUUCACUUUCUGAAUUUAAAAAUUUUGAAUCUGAAUUUCACGCUCAAAAAGAUGUCCGUUUUGGAAGCUUUUGCUAGUUUCCAUUUAGAACUGGUGUCAAAAGAAUGGGUUGAUAAUGUAUGGGAAACAGAUUUUUAUAACGUUAAAGAAUUGCCCAAUGAAUAUGAAUCACAGUUAGAUGAUCAAGAUUUUUCUGAAUUAAUAAGCAAUUUAAUUGAAGCUAUUGAAGGAUGGAAUGCUGAAGAUAGUAGAUGUAGUACCUCAAGAGGUUCUGAACUAUUUGUGGCUGUACCUAAAUCAUGGACUGUACUUAUUGAAAAAGGGGUUGAUUACAAAGCGUUUCUAUGUAUUUUAAGUGUGUUUUUGAAAGGAAAAAAGAAACCAUCUAUCAAUGUUCUGAAUAAAAUGAUUAUUUCUUCAAGAUUAUAUUUUGCUUUAUUAUCGAUAUCUGGUUCCCAUGUUUUUAAUAUUUUUAAUUCCAUUUUGUAUUAUCAAGCUCUUCAAAUAUUUACGGACGUUAUGGGAUAUUGCUGUUCUGUGAAGAAAAAAGGGAAAAAUGCAAGUUCUAAAAAAAACUUAAACUAUGUUUUAGCUGAUAAUGAUAUGAUGGGUCAUUCUCUGAAACUGUCAGAUGUAGAAAUUGAUGUGAUUCUAAAUCAAAUUAGUUUGUCACUUGAUGUAUUAUCUAACUGUCUCAAUGUUAUUUAUUUAAAGGAUGAUGAAGAGUCAUUAGUCAAAACGAUUCAAGUUCUUGUUAGUUUGACGCAAGUUGAGAGCAAUAAAAAUGUAUUUUACAACAUUCAUAGUAAUAAUUUAAAUGAAUGUAUCUCUAGGAAGUCAUUUUUAAUUUUGGAACAACUUUGUUCUUUGAAUCAUGGCGAUAUAAAGCAAAUAAUAUUUGUAAUAAUGCGUAACUUCUUGCAAACUAUGGUUAUUCGAGAAGAGGAUAUUAAAAUGGCUACUAGAGAUCAUAUUUCAUCAAAUGUUAAUACAUUUGUUUUAAUUCAACGAUUGCUUCAGACGCAUGAAAAGGAUGCAUUACCUGCUGUCAAAGGUCUGAUUCAGCAAAUGUGUGUUAGAUUGCCUGAUAGAACAGAUAUAAGAAGUAAAGCCCUCCCUCAAAUAAUACAACUUCUGCAACUUUUCAAAUAUAACGCUUUUCUAGAUUUUGUUAUAUGGUUAGUCAGUUUAGCACAUAGUGAAAUACUAAAGUAUCGCUUGUGUGCAAUUGAAUUGAUUGCAAAACUUCUAAAUGCUUCUGAAAUUACAGAUUUUGUUGAAGGAGAUCGAGCUAGAAAUCCAGACUCAGAUACUACUAUUAGUAAUCCUGAAAGUGGAUUUGUGAAUUUUUCAUGUGGAAGAAAUGAAAAGAUCCUUACAAAAUUUUUGAUUGGUUCUAUUCUAGCAAGAUCACUUGAUGCUUCAGCAAUUAUUAGAUCAAAAUGCCUGAAUAUUUUUGCUUCAUUGUUAUUCUCAAAUCAAAAAGUUAUUAAGGAAAUAUUGGAAGAACUUGUGAUGAAGGAAGGUCUUAAUGGUUCUCUCGAAUCAAAUGCUGAUAACAUUCAAAGCCCAUCUUAUUUUGAUUUUCAAGACUAUUUAAGUACAAAUGCUGAAAAAUUGCUUCUUCCUAAGCAUCCUUUGCCAUCUGUUGAAUGCAUCUUACACAUUGUUGGAAUCCAAACUUGUGACCAGAAUGUUUAUGUUAGAAAGAAUGCUCUUCUUCUUAUACUAAACUUAUGUUUAUAUAACAAGUUUUGGCUGAACAAUAACAGAACCAAGAUAUUUCUUGACAGUUGUCUAGAUAGUUCAUUAAUGAUGAGGAAAUUUAGUGUCAAAUGCCUUACCGAUCUUUUGCUAAGUUAUCCUUCUAAUGCAAAUAUUAUUGAUGCUUGGGUACAAGGUGUUGUGUCUUUGAUUGCAGAUAAUGAUGUGAAAUGCCAAGAAAAAGUUAUAGAGUCAAUUGGAAAUGUUAUAUUAAACAAUCUGGCAGAUUAUAGUAACGAUAGUGAUGAGUUCUCAAAACUUCCUUGGGAAGUACUCAAUAUUAUUACUGAGAGUGGAAAAAGAACUCUUUUCAAACAUGUAUGUCAUCACUGGUCUAAAAACAAAGUUAUAACGAAAAUGAUAUUAAAAACUAUAGAAACUCAUAUUGGUACCGAAAACAACAUAAACGCAUGGUUCCUUGUCGUAUGUAUUUCAGAGUUUCAAGACUAUCCUGAACCUAAUUUUAUUUCAGAUUACUUCUUGCAAAAUGUAUGCAAUCUUAAUAAAAUUGGAGAAAAUGUGAGUGUACUUGUAGUGGAAGCAGUAUUUUUAAAUUGGAAAGGUCUCAGUCAGCGAACACAAGAAGAAAUUUAUUUGAAAUUAAAAGACACCUUGGAAUGUUUCAAGGUGCCAUUAACACUAAUUUCACGGUACCUAGAUAUAUGCUAUGUUGCCGAUAAAGAAGGCACAAGGGCGUGGAGUAGAAGGCUGGUUCAGUUAUGUGAAGAAUAUUUGAGAAAGAAUGUUGCACCUGGCUGUUCUUCAGAAGUUAAUGAACAACUGCUUUGUCGCCAUAUCCAUACUUUAGGUGAUGCCUCUCAGUUUCAUCCUGGAGUUCAUAAUGACAUAAUUAACUAUCUUGUUGAUAUAAUAGAUCCUACAUCGAUAACUAGAGGUAUGACUUCUAAGUGGAAAGGAACAGUUAGUAGCGUCGUAAAAGCAAUAGCGAUAGUUACGCUAGGUAAGAUCUGCCUACAGGACCAUUUCAUUGCCAAGACAUAUGCACCUGUUUUAGCAAGUGCAUUGAGUGUCAAUUCAAAACCCAAUGUUAAAAUAAAUUCGAUGAUUGCCCUCACAGAUCUUUGUAUCAGAUUUACAUCAGUUGUCGAAGAUUAUUUGGGUGAUAUUUGUGUAAUGUUGAGAGAUGAGGAUAUUAACGUGAGAGUCAACUGCUUAAAACUUUUGAUACAACUGUUGCAGGAGGACUACUUAAAACCUAAAGGAGCACUUUUUUUCUACUUACUGAUCACGUUAGGGGAUCCGGACUCAAAAAUUAGAGGAAUGACUGAAUCUUUUAUUGAGAAUAUUUUAUUAAAACGAAAUCCAUCCAUUAUGUCAUAUUUCUUCAUCCAGGCCAUUUUCUUUUUCAACGAUUAUGAGGGAGUGGGAAGUUUUAAUAAGGAAGGUCUCUCUGCUAAAGAAAGAAGAAUUUUUUCUAUGGCUGGUAAGACAAACUUUGAUAACAGGGGAAACAUCUAUAAGUACAUGCUGAGUAAUAUGCGAGACGACCACAGGUUUAAAUUGAGUAACAGAAUUUGCGCAGAUAUUCUAGAUGAAGUAAUAGAUGGCAAUAUUCCCCUGGAACGAGUUGGUUCAGCUAUUUUAAAGGAUGCAUUGUUUGCAAUGGCUUGUGACGAAAUGCGUCUUGAAAAUAUGAGAAAAGGAGAAGAAGAUUCCUCUGAUAAGGAACUGGAAGAUGCCAUGGUACCAGAACACAAUGGUGAUGAAGUUAUUUUGGGUUUUGCUAAAAAAGUGUUUCUUUCUCAGAUUGUCAAAACCAAUUAUGUCGAAUAUAUUGUGCCUACAAUAUCAAAACUAAAGCGUAUCUUGGCUGAUAGGAAAUCGCCAUUAGUUCGAGAUUUGAUGAUAUGUUUGCGAGAACUUAUGAAGGAUUUCAGGGAAGAGAUAAAUGAUAUCCUGCAUUCGGAUCCAGAGUUGGCUGCAGAAGUUUCGUGGGAUUUAAAAAAUAUAAGCAAAGAAGAUGAACCUCCUAAUGAGCUUAGUGGAGAAUUCAACAUUAAAGAACUUCGUGUAAGCUGUGAAAGAUUGUCAGAAAAAGCUUUAAGUGAAAAAAUGGGCAUAUCUAUUUCAUCUAUUAAAUCAUUACAGGCUCAGUCUGCGGGGCAUUCUAAUUCAAAUAGUGCUGAUAAUUUAUCUUCCAGUCAUAGUAAAUUGCCAACAGGUCAAGAGCGCUCCACAAAGCUUUCUUUUGAAAAAAGUAGGCGAUCUCGAAGGAAUACAAGGUUGAGGAGUCGAAAUUCAGCUAACAGAUCACAAGUAGAAGGGAAUUCUAAUGAAAUUGUCAAUAAUUCUGGAAGAUGUAACUCAUCUCUAGGAACUUUAAAUGAAGAAGUUUUCAAACAAACUCUUCCUGGUCCUUCUUCUUCUUUUAGAAAAACUUUUGAACCUGAGAACUCGUCUAGUGAAAUAUCUUGGAUACCUUCAUUUCAUAGUUCACCUAAUUUAGACAAGAGAUCUUCAAAAUCAAGAACUUCACUCGAUAGUGAAUGUUCCACUUCUUGUUCCUCAAUGUCAUACGCUUCAUCAAUAGACUCCUCUUCUGGUGUAAAGAAAAAACAGAGUCAAGAACAUGACCUUGCAUUAUCGGUGAAUCAGACACAAGAUGCUGGGCCUAGUCAGAUGAAUAGAAGACCUUCAGACCAAAAGAGUAUUCCUUCACCUAAAUCUACCAAAGAAAAGAAAAGAAAGAAAGGAAAGAGGAAAUGAGUUACAUUUGUAAAUAAUGUAAAAUUUUUUUAUUAAAUGUUGUAUUAUUUUAUUUUAAUACUAUUACCACCUUUAUUUUGUUUUAUUCUAUUCCUUGUGAAUAUGAAAAGUUAGAUUUUUCCUGAUUUUAUUUUGUUUUUUAUGGAUGUGCAAUUAUUUACUAUUGCAUUAUAUGUGUGAAUUGAAAGACUUAAAUAGAAUUUAAUUUGUUAUAUAUGUCAGUUUUUUGUUCAAAUAUUUAUUAGUCAUUUGUUUUUAUUGUGGCCAUAUUUAGUACAUUUUCUAGGAAGAAAAUAAUUUAUAUUCUUAUUAUUAAGAAUUAUUGAGUAUUUGAUAGAAUUAUUGUGUAGUUGGAUAUCUGCUUUAUAAACUGAAAAGCAAUUAAUAUCUAAAAGUUCAAGCAAAAUUAUCCUCCAUUCUGUACUAAUUAAUAUCAACGAGAUGACUAUUUGUCAAAACAUAAGAGAAUUUCAGAUUAAUAAUGUAGAGAAUAGAAUGUUUUCAUUUAUAUGUGUCAGUAUUUUAUUUUGUAAAUUCAUUGUAUAUUUUAUCUUAUAAUUUUAAAAUAUUAAUAAAAAGUUCCUUGUAAUUUACUAAGAUGUUAGAUAAUUGUUUCUCUUACAAUAUGUAUUCAUCUAAAAAUAUAUACUGUCUGAAGAGAUUUUUUUUUUAAAUCCUUUUUUGAGAUUAAGGUAACCAAAAGUAACAGCAGAAAUGUUGAAAAGUUUACAGUACCAAUCUUAUUAUAUUACUUAGGUUU
Nezara viridula (southern green stink bug) is the source of this 5446-nucleotide messenger RNA. NCBI's taxonomy places the organism in Eukaryota, Metazoa, Arthropoda, Insecta, Hemiptera, Pentatomidae. The record is from the annotation of a GenBank genome assembly.